AUGCCUUUCCUUUUUUACCCUUCUUCAUUUUCGUUUGUGCCCGAACCCGAGUUUAUAUUGCAAGAAGAUAUGGACAAGCUUACCGAUAAAAUACAAGAGCUUGAGUUAGAAAACACUCAAUUACGAGUCCAACUCAAUCGUGCCAAGGAACGUAACCACACCUUUGAGGACAAUGGUAAGAAAGUCUAUGAGGAGUUUGCGGUUAGCAAGAAGAGACUCAAGGAAGUCAAAUACCAAAGAGUUUGGGUUGGUGGUGCUCUACUAGGAGCCAAUUCUGAGCUAGACACUCGCAACGACAAGUUGGAUCAAGCAUACCGAAGCAUUAGGGACCUUGAGAAGACCUUUGAAAGGUCUAAUUCUAUGAAGAAAGAGGCUAGGGAGGAUUACAAAGCCAAAGUCCUCGAGCUUAGGGCCACUCUAAAGGAGUGCAAGGAUCUCUUGGCUAAGGAACAUCUAGAGAGGGAAAAGGUUCACCGAAGCUUCUUGCGCGAGCAGUUUAACUUGGGACGAGCUUACGAGAAAAUCAAGAAUCUGAAGAUGGGAAUCUAUGAUCAAGCAUACUUGGAUUUGCAAAACGAGUGCAUAUAUUGGGGGGAGAGAUGCCAUGGAGCCGAAGCUUCAAUUGCUCAAAGGGAUGAAAUCAUCCAUAACCUCCAAACCCUCAACAACGAGUGGAGGGACAAAUAUGGCAACAUGACAGUACUGACUAAUUAUGCUCUCCAAGACUUUCCUGAUAAGUUAAAAGAGGAUGAUUUAAUCAUGUGCCCAAAAAAACACCCCUGA
Molecule: messenger RNA, 783 nt
Organism: Lathyrus oleraceus (garden pea)
Lineage: Eukaryota; Viridiplantae; Streptophyta; Magnoliopsida; Fabales; Fabaceae
Exons: 1
Coding region: 1-783 (260 amino acids)
Source: RefSeq, a predicted model, not a curated record